This is a messenger RNA of Pochonia chlamydosporia 170, 981 nucleotides long. RefSeq names its product RTA1 domain-containing protein. Lineage: Eukaryota; Fungi; Ascomycota; Sordariomycetes; Hypocreales; Clavicipitaceae. The record is from RefSeq and is a predicted model, not a curated record. The transcript is spliced from 3 exons. Gene Ontology annotation, cellular component: membrane. Bases 1 to 981 code for a protein of 326 amino acids.
AUGGACGGCAAAUAUGUGGACGGAAGUGCCUGGUUCUACGAACCCAACAAGAUAGCCCCCAUCGUCUUCACCGUUGCCUUUGGCAUCUCAACCAUUCUUCACUUCUGGCAAUGCAUUAAAUACAGCAGCUUCAAAAUCACCGCCCUCCACCCCUUUGCCUGCGUCCUCUUCACCGUCGGCUUCGCCCUGCGAGAAGUAGGCGCCCACCACUACAAGCAGACGGUGCCUUACAUCGUCAGCACCAUCCUCAUCUACUCGGCGCCGCCCAUUCUCGAGCUCGCCAACUUUCACGUCCUGGGCCGUAUUCUCUACUACGUGCCCUACCAUGCUCCGCUCCACCCCGGCCGGACACUCACCACCUUUGGCUCGCUCUCCUUUGUCGUCGAGGUCCUCAACGGCCUCGGCAUUGCGUGGGUUGCCCAGCCCACUGUCAAGGAGAACCUGCACAAUGUCGGACACGGCCUCCUCAAGGCGUCAUUGCUUCUGCAGCUAUUCGUCAUCGUCUUGUUUCUCGGCACGGCAGGCACCUUUCACUACCGUUGCGCCCGGGGCGGCGUCCUCACAAGGGCUACCAGGUUCCCCCUCGUCACUAUGUACACCUCUUCGCUGCUGGUUUUUGUGCGAUGCGUGUACCGCACCGUCGAGUACUUUAGCUCCGAGUCCAUGUAUGGCGCCAAGUCGGUGGAUGAGCUGAAUGCCUUGAGCCCGAUUAUCCGCUACGAGUGGUUCUUCUAUGUGUUUGAGGCGUCGCUCAUGCUAGUGAAUGAGGGACUUUGGAACGUGAUGCAUCCGAGGAGGUUUCUUCCUAGGGAUUAUCACGUGUAUUUGGCAAAGGAUGGCAAGACGGAGCUCCAGGGUCCGGGCUGGGAGGAUGAAAGAGGGUUUUUGAUGACAAUGAUUGAUCCAUUGGGAUGUAUGGAUAGGGGUAAGAAGGAGGCGCCGUUUUGGGAGACGGAUGGAAUCGGGAAGCCUGGGAAUUGA